AUGUGGGUGGAAAAAGAAACAGUACCAGAAGAUAUAUUAGAAACUUAUCAUCAACAAGUACAGAUUCAAGAAAAAUUGAUUGCAGAUAAAGUAUUAAUAGUUGCUGAGAUACUUGGAAUCAAU
Racocetra persica is the source of this 123-nucleotide messenger RNA. Lineage: Eukaryota; Fungi; Glomeromycota; Glomeromycetes; Diversisporales; Gigasporaceae. The record is from the annotation of a GenBank genome assembly.